CAAAAAGAUGCCGAAUUCUCAAGUAAAUGUUUCUUUUACGUUUGUUUCGAAACAGUGUAGUUGUUCCUCUAAGUAAUUAGAAUUGCUUAGUAAUGCAGUAGUAAUGGUACAGUCCUGUUAUCUUCGAAUUGAUGUUAUUAUGGCAUCAUCUUAAAAGUGCGCUUUUAUUUCACUCUAAUGACUUGUGUGUGUCAGGUUGUAGUUCAUGCUAUUCAGUAUGCUUUUUAUCCACUGCCAACUCCCGCUGCCCGGUACACCGGUACCACCCCUCCCUGCCGGUCGCAGUGGUUCCUUCCAGUCGGACUUCCCCGGUGCAGCUUGGGAGCUGCCAGCUUUUUUUGGCCGCACCUUUAACUCCUGUCAAAUAAGGGACACAGCUGCAAGCUAGCGCCAUGUUAUCGCGAUCCAGAUGUGUAUACCGGACGCUUGGCCGUUCUCUGUCUGCGGUGAGUCAGACCAAGAAUGUGCUCGUUAGACAAAGUGUACCUGGCCUUUCUGUCUGCAGCCAGAUAGUUUACAGAAAUUCUCAGCCAUGUGAAUUUCCAUCGGCAUCACAGAAUGUUUUCCACAUCAGAUACUUCAAGACAUCUGCUGUUCACUGGGAUGAGGUAGUCACAGUCAAAACUCCAGCAUUCGCAGAAUCUGUUACAGAGGGAGACGUGAGGUGGGAGAAAGCUGUGGGUGACUCCGUGACAGAAGAUGAAGUGGUGUGUGAAAUUGAGACUGACAAGACCUCAGUACAAGUCCCCGCUCCAGCAGCCGGCGUCAUCGAAGAACUGCUGGUGCCUGAUGGAGGGAAGGUGGAAGGAGGAACACCCCUCUUCAAACUCCGAAAAGGAGCUGCUGCCAAAGCCUCUCCCUCCCCAGCUGCAGAAGCAGCAGCUGCAGCCCCUCCGCCACCAUCACCACCACCAACACCUCCUCCUCCUUCAGCUUCAGCCCCAACUGCAAUGCCUCCAGAGCCCCCAGUGCCGCCACAGGCUGUCCAAGCCAAACCUGUUGCUGCUGUCAAGCCCGCUGCUCCACCACCACCUCCUCAAACAGCAGGAGGCAGAGGGUUUGAAAACAGGGUGAAGAUGAACCGUAUGAGGUUGAGGAUUGCCCAGAGGCUAAAGGAGGCUCAGAACACCUGCGCCAUGUUGACCACCUUCAAUGAAGUGGACAUGAGCAACAUUCAAGAGAUGAGGACAAUCCAUAAGGAUGCUUUCUUAAAGAAGCACACUAUCAAACUGGGUUUUAUGUCUGCGUUUGUGAAGGCUGCAGCACACGCUCUGACUGACCAACCUGCUGUCAAUGCUGUUAUUGACGAUACAACCAAAGAGAUUGUCUACAGGGACUACGUAGACAUCAGUGUCGCUGUGGCAACUCCAAAGGGUCUUGUUGUACCAGUGAUCCGUAACGUUGAGACCAUGAACUUCGCUGACAUUGAGAAAGCCAUAAAUGCACUGGGAGAAAAGGCUCGUAAAAAUGAGCUUGCUGUUGAAGAUAUGGAUGGAGGCACCUUCACCAUCAGCAACGGAGGCGUGUUUGGCUCCAUGUUUGGCACCCCCAUCAUCAACCCCCCACAGUCUGCCAUCCUGGGCAUGCAUGGCAUCUUCGAACGACCUGUGGCUAUCAAUGGCAAGGUCGAGAUCCGGCCCAUGAUGUACGUGGCACUGACAUACGACCACCGACUCGUUGACGGCAGGGAAGCAGUGACUUUCUUGCGCAAGAUCAAAGCGGUGGUGGAAGAUCCACGAGUGCUGCUUCUGGACAUGUGAUGUUUCUACCACCAUGUUACUCUCAUUUAAAGAUAGCUUGGCUGCGUAAAAUGAACUCCAAGUAACAAAACGCACAAAAUCACCUGCACAGUCACUGUUGUCUUUUCAACUGUUCAGUUCAGACUGCAGUGGAACAUUGAGGUUGUGUUCCAACAAACCAAAUGAAGCUGGUAUUAUCUGUACAGUCUUUUAUCAAUAAUUAUUUUGGGCCAAGUUACAUUUAUGUUAAACAUCUUUAAAAAUAGCAUAUACAGGCUUCAAAUGCUGAAGACAAAUCACAUAUGGGUGGGUUACUAUACCCAAGUGCUCCUCAGACUGAGGUAAGAAGCAGUAUAAACGCUUGCUGCAUCCUUAUCACGGUUGUGUAUCACGAAACGAGAGGGGCUUUUCCAGGCAGCAGUUGGCUGCACGACUUUCUCCUCCUGCUCUUUACUCGGUGCUCCUGAGCCACUUUUUCCACGGCAGAGGAGCCAAGAGGAGCCCAGAUUAGUUCAAAAUGUUUUUAAUGUCCACACAGGUUUGAGAGAAUUCCCUGAUUAUGAGCAACAGUCUGGAAAACAGAAUCAGAGACCCGUGUAACAAGCAUGUAUUUGGCAGCGAUUCAGAUCAGCAAUGUUCAGGCUUCACACAGUCAUCCAUGGCCUGUCUUUUGUUUUUUGUUUUUUUUUUUUAAUUUCUCUUGCUGUUGUUGGACAGAGUCUUUGACUGUCAGAAUCUAAAAAUGUUGAUCAAAGUGCUUUUAGGUAAACAGACACACUUGAGUUCAUUGUUCAUUAGCAGAGACUGCACAAACCACAAGCAGACACUAUUUGUUUAUACACAUAUACAUACGUGCACACACACAGUGUAUUGUUACAGUGUGGGCAGUAUGUUGGGAGUAAUGUUCAAAACGCACAAUUUGGCAGCAGGUUUUUAUGUUAAGCUCCAAUGUUGGAUCUUCAUUGUGCUAUCCUAUACUUGUAUCUAUUUAAAGGAGAAUUUUAAACAUUAAACAUCUCAAGAGGUUUUACGUACUACAA
Scatophagus argus is the source of this 2779-nucleotide messenger RNA. Its product is annotated as dihydrolipoyllysine-residue succinyltransferase component of 2-oxoglutarate dehydrogenase complex, mitochondrial-like. NCBI's taxonomy places the organism in Eukaryota, Metazoa, Chordata, Actinopteri, Scatophagidae. Gene Ontology annotation, molecular function: dihydrolipoyllysine-residue succinyltransferase activity. The coding region runs from base 393 to 1760 and encodes 455 amino acids. The record is from RefSeq and is a predicted model, not a curated record. Gene Ontology annotation, cellular component: oxoglutarate dehydrogenase complex. The transcript has 15 exons. Gene Ontology annotation, biological process: tricarboxylic acid cycle.